UGUAGCGACUCGCCGCUUACAACCAAAAUGGCUUCUCAAAAAGCGAGCGCCAUCGACUCGUUCAUUCGGUUUUUUCCCUUCACCGAUAUUACUUGAUUUACUACAGAAUGGCGGACGCAGCUCCAGCCCGUGGUGGUUUCCGUGGAGGAUUUGGUUCUCGUGGUGGCCGUGGAGGUCGUGGUCGUGGUCGCGGCCGUGGACGUGGACGUGGCCGUGGAGGCAAAGAAGAUUCAAAGGAAUGGGUUCCAGUAACCAAAUUGGGUCGCUUGGUGCGUGAUGGAAAAAUUCAUUCAUUGGAGGAAAUCUACCUUUACUCGUUGCCCAUUAAAGAGUUUGAAAUCAUCGAUUUCUUUGUGGGCCCUGCACUCCGUGAUGAGGUAUUGAAAAUUAUGCCUGUCCAGAAGCAGACUCGUGCUGGUCAACGUACCCGUUUCAAGGCUUUUGUUGCCAUUGGUGACAACAAUGGUCAUAUUGGUCUUGGUGUCAAGUGCAGUAAGGAAGUAGCUACAGCUAUUCGUGGUGCCAUCAUUCUGGCUAAAUUGUCAGUCGUACCGGUUCGUCGAGGCUACUGGGGUAACAAAAUUGGUAAACCUCAUACUGUACCAUGUAAAGUCACUGGCAAGUGUGGUUCUGUAUCAGUGCGCUUGAUUCCUGCUCCACGUGGUACUGGUAUUGUAUCGGCCCCUGUCCCCAAGAAGUUGCUGACCAUGGCUGGUAUUGAGGAUUGUUACACCUCCGCUCGUGGUUCAACUGGUACUUUGGGUAAUUUCGCCAAAGCCACUUAUGCUGCGAUUGCUAAGACCUAUGCCUAUUUGACUCCUGAUUUGUGGAAGGAAAUGCCUUUGGGUGCUACUCCAUACCAAGAAUUCGCAGACUUUUUGGCUGAGAAGCCAACCAGCGCUGCUGCACGUCACCAAGUCGAGGCUUAAAUCUCGAAAUAACAAAUAAAUGACGAGAACACUUUAAA
Molecule: messenger RNA, 967 nt
Organism: Anastrepha ludens (Mexican fruit fly)
Lineage: Eukaryota; Metazoa; Arthropoda; Insecta; Diptera; Tephritidae
Gene: RpS2
Product: 40S ribosomal protein S2
Exons: 2
Coding region: 108-929 (273 amino acids)
Biological process (GO): translation
Cellular component (GO): ribosome; cytosolic small ribosomal subunit
Molecular function (GO): RNA binding; structural constituent of ribosome
Source: RefSeq, a predicted model, not a curated record